AUCCCAAUGUUUUUGAUAUUUUCGAAAAGUUGUAUGGAUGUGGUAAAAUUUAUCACCUUAAAUUUACACAGCAUCAUAAGUCAGUUCAAUAACGAAAACACAAGCGUCAGCUUGCAGCUACAAAAUUUCUCGCUGCAAAUUCUACAUCAACAUAUUUGCAUUAAUGGUGUUGGCAUUGCACGAAUGGAUGGAUAUAUGUUGACCAGAGCUGUUGGUUCCAUAACGACCUACAUGAUAUUCUUCAUACAAUUUAUGCCCAAGUUUACAAACAAUUGAAAUAAAUGUGCACCAAGGUAAAAAAUGAGAAAAU
Musca domestica (house fly) is the source of this 310-nucleotide messenger RNA. RefSeq names its product gustatory receptor 8a. Gene Ontology annotation, cellular component: membrane. The transcript is spliced from 3 exons. Gene Ontology annotation, biological process: sensory perception of taste. NCBI's taxonomy places the organism in Eukaryota, Metazoa, Arthropoda, Insecta, Diptera, Muscidae. The record is from RefSeq and is a predicted model, not a curated record. Bases 7 to 276 code for a protein of 89 amino acids.